Molecule: messenger RNA, 6485 nt
Organism: Sitophilus oryzae (rice weevil)
Lineage: Eukaryota; Metazoa; Arthropoda; Insecta; Coleoptera; Curculionidae
Gene: Smg6
Exons: 28
Coding region: 13-5166 (1717 amino acids)
Biological process (GO): nuclear-transcribed mRNA catabolic process, nonsense-mediated decay
Cellular component (GO): telomerase holoenzyme complex
Molecular function (GO): telomeric repeat DNA binding; protein binding; telomerase RNA binding
Source: RefSeq, a predicted model, not a curated record
GUCAUAAAUGUCAUGGAAGAACAGAAAAAAGGAAUAGACGUUGAUUUUAAAUUUACCGAGAGGAAGAAUAUGAAAUCUGGUAAACCUCAGCAACAGAUUUAUAAACCAGGUAGUGGAAAAUUGAGACGUUCAAAUCAAGGCGCAGAAGAUAUAAUUUCUGAAUCUUCAAGCCCAAGAAACAUAUCUGGGAUAUCCACUUCCCUAAAUAAUUUAAAGAGUAAAUCUUAUACAAGUACCGAUUUCACACCAACUAAUGAUCAACAUAAGCGUAAUAAAAAGCCAGAUAGAGAACUUUAUGUGCCUAAACCAAUUCAAGCAAGGGAGCAACUUAGUCCUCAAAGUUAUGAUCAAAAUAUUAAUAUUCAAAACGGUAGUGAUAAGAAUUUAAAUAGUGAUUUAAGAAUGUCAAAAAGGUAUUCUAGCAGCAGAAGUGGCCAUCAAGGAAAUAGUGAUAGGAAACCUGAUCAACAAAAUGAGUGGAGAGAUAAAUCUCCUGUUUCAAAUAAAAAUUUAAGGUUGGGUUCAGAACCUAGAGGUUUUCAUAGUGGAUCUAACUGGCCCAGGGAAAGAGACAGGCAUAAAGAAAGAGACACGAGAAGCGUGGAACCUACUGGUUUAGGAAAUCAUAAUCAAAACAAUGAAAAAAUACAAUCAAAACCUCCAAGCGGCAGAAGACAUAGUGUUAUAGGGAAUUUGGAGCAAGAAAAGAAAAGACUUAAUUUAAUAAAGCAGUUUGAAAAUGUAGGUCCUAGAUUGAGAAAAAAGUUUUUACAACAAAAUGGAUUAACACCAGAAGAUGUAGGUUGGGACGGAUUAACAUCUGUUUAUCAGCAAAGUACAUCCUCUCAACCACUUACAAGUAACUACCAUUCUCUAGAUGCUUACAGUACUUUACCACGCUAUCCAGCUACAACCUAUAAUUCAAAUGUUGGUUAUCAUACUUUACCCAGUCAACCACGUGGUAGAGGUCGGUUACAACAAGAAUAUGAAUUUCAGCCUGGACCAGUUUUUAGGUCUAUCACACCUGAAAAAGGAGGCUUUUGUAGAAGUCCUGUGAGUUCUCGACCAGGUACUCCGCCCAGAAGAUUUGAUAGGCCACCGAGUAGAUCUCAAACACCUACUACAAAUUACUAUGAUGAGACAAGAUCUAACCAUGAUUCUAGCAUGGAUAGGGGCAGAUCUAAUGUUUUUGAUAGGUUGGGGGACAGAGCCAGAGAGCAUCAGCAAUUUGAAAGAGAUAGCUAUAGAAAAAAAGAUGAUAAGCCACGAAGGGACGAUGAAAAUCGGAAUACAAGAAGGGACGACAAUAGAAAUAAGAGGAGCGAUUUUCGUGGAGAUGGUGACAGAGAUAGGUCAGAUAGAAAUAGGAGAGAAUAUCCUCGGAAAAAUGACAGAAUGCGACGUAGAGGAGGACGUGAUAGACGUAGUUCUAGUAGAGAUACUAUUAGGCAAGAGCAAAGGCCCGAUUACGACAAGAGAUACUUAUCAGAUCUUAAUCAAAAUGUUUCAGAAAGUGAGACUGCUCAAACUAUUUCUGAUCCUAAAGAACAUGAAGCAUAUACUGCAUAUCCCCCUUCUGAUAGCAAUGUGCCAGAACAGCAAAGCAGCGAUUACGCGACAGCACCUAAAAGUAAUGUCGGUUCAGGAUUAGACACUCAGUUAACGUCUUUAACAGCUGAUGUUGCCUCAGACAUUGAGGUUAAAAAAAUUGACAUAUUAGAUGACGAUAGAGUUAUUUUGGAUUGGAAUGAGGAAGUAGAUCUAUAUUGCAAAUUAGAGUCCGAAGCUCUUAGUGACGCGUUGACAAGAAGCUCAUCUGUAACAAGCUUACAAGAAAUAAGUACAAGAUCUAUGCCGGCAUCUACUAGUACAACACCAAAUACAAAAAAGAAGAGGAAAGGAGGCAGAAGAAGAAGGAGUCGUAGUACAUACAGAGAUAAAACGCCAAUCAACAAUAGAGGACGGAAAGAUUCUAUCGCUAGUAUAGAAAGCAGAGACAGAGACAACUUUAGAGUACCACAUAAUAUUCCAAGUAAUAAUGACAGAAGACGUCGUGGUUCAAGAGACCCUCGUGGUUCAAGGGAGGGAAGUUUUGACAGAUUUCAUAAUAAAUCCCGAGGAUCUAGUAGGGAUGUUAGUUUUGAUAGGAGCCAAUCUACCGGAACAUCAGAAAAUUGGAGGGAUGAAAUUAGAAGAAGCAGGCAAAAUUCUGAGAGAGAAGGUUCAGUUAUAAGCCGCAGGAUUAGCUCUGAUCGAAGUCGAACAAAUUCCGAACUUGAAGAUCACCCUAUCGAUAAUACUACUAAAAAAGCAGGCAUAUUAGUUUUACCCCCUAAAUCGCCCGAAUCGACACAAAUAUCUGCCUCAGAGAGACCGAAAUUUCCCGAAAUCAAGAAAACCCCGCCCCAGCAAAAAACUUUGUUUGAUCCAAACAAUCCUAAAAAACCGAUUUUGGUUAAAUCUCCUGGAAGUAGAGUGGCAGUUCCAGGAUUUUCCGAAUCAACUGGUUCAGCACCCCCACAAAUGUAUACAACUGAUCAGUUCGGCAAUUUAAGACCCAAUUGGUAUGAUGAAAGCAGUGAUGAAUUUAAUGCCUGUCAUUACCCAGAUUUGUUAAGAGAUAUUAAAAAGGCUGACACCGAACUUCAAUACAUCCUGAACAAUGGCUUACUAUUAGUCAAUUAUGAAACUGUUGACAAUUUGAGACAAUUUUUGAAAAGUGCUUUGGAAUUUCUGUUAUGCAAAGCUAUCAAGUUUUGUCAGACGGAAAAUAUGGAGCAUCAUGUAUGGAAACUUUUAUAUUACAAUAUAAUUGAAAUCACUAGGAAAGCGAUAACAAACGAUCCGGAAAAUAAACAGCAAUAUAAAGGCUUUUUAUUGUAUCUAAUUGAGGAAGGUACCAAGUAUUUUGAAAGACUGAUCACUCUUUUAGAAGACACAUAUAAAUUUAAAGUUUCAAAUUAUAUUGGUAAUAAUAGUAUGGUUCAACAUAAAGGUCUUGGUUUUGUUGGACUGGCACUUGUAUCAAUUCAGAAAUUAUUUUUAUUUUUGGGUGAUCUUGGGCGUUAUAAAGAACAAGUUAAUGAAACAUCUAAUUAUGGAAAGUGUAGACAGUGGUAUAUUAAAUCGCACGAAAUCAACCCUAAAAACGGAAAACCCUAUAAUCAACUGGCUGUUUUGGCUGUUUAUUCGAAACGAAAACUCGAUGCAGUUUAUUAUUAUAUGAGAAGCUUAAUGUCAUCAAACCCUGUACCAUCAGCAAGAGAAAGUUUAAUAUCUUUAUUUGAAGAGAGUAGGAAAAAGUUUGAACAAGGCGAAAAGAAACGUCGCGAAGAAAGGCUAGAACGCCAGAGGCAACAUAUGAAACAGAAAGAAUCUGAGGACAAUGGGACGCCGAAUUUCUUACGUAAGGAAACGUGGAUUCAUCCCGAGGGAGGACGACGCCUUCACAGAACGACUAAGGCGCUCCAGAACGAAUUACAAGACUCGGAGGAGGAAGAUCUAGCAGCUCUGAGCAGUGUAGAUGUUAAUAAACGGUUCGUGAUAAGCUAUCUUCACGUGCAUGGAAAGUUGAUAAAUAAAGUUGGCAUGGAGAGUUUUCAAGAUGCAGCUAUGCAGAUGUUAAAAGAGUUCAGAGUUCUUUUGCAGCACUCGCCGGUUCCAUUACCUUCCAAUAGAUUUUUACAGUUGUUGGCUCUGAAUAUGUUUGCCAUUGAGAGCACGCAGCUUAAGGAUAUUCAGCUACAGCAAGGCAAUACUGCAUACAGAUCGGAAUACCAAGAACGAGCUUUGAUAGUAUCGCUGCAAAUGUUCAAUUUGAUCUUGGAACGAUGCCUUUCGAUUUUACAAGAGCACGCCGAGAAUUUCCGUCAGCAGGAGAAAUCUGGAUCACCUCUAGACUCGUUGCCGCACGACGCUAACGUUUUGCUACCCGCUAUUAAAGUUUGGUGCGAUUGGAUGUUAUGCCAUACAUCUGUAUGGAAUCCACCGCCUAGUACGCAGGAUUUUAAAGUAGGAUCAUCAAAUGAUCUUUGGUCCAGAUUAGGCCUCCUCAUGAACAUUUUAGAAACUAUGGAUCAAGAUUCUACCGAAAUAUUUACAACUGAUCCGAAAGAAGGAUACGAUGCGGUACGACUUCCCGAAGAUGUUGUUCUGUUUGGUUUUACCCCGCUGAUGUUCAAAGAACGUGAAACUGCAUUCGCUCCUUCUGGAUUCGAUGUCGAAGCUGCGCAGCUGGGGUUGCGCAUUUCCAGGCUUUUGUUCUUCGGUACUAUAUAUCUGUGCGGUUUGGAACCUCCGGUAUUGAAGCUAGAAAUUGAAGAUGGUAGACGGGACUAUGUAUCGGUGGUUACAAGCGAAAGAGGAAGAGACUCGCCAAGAGACGAUGCUAUUUUGGCCAGAAAUGAUGAAGUUUUGUUAGAAACUUUCAGUGGUGACGAAGAGGAAUCAGAAAAUGAUCGGACUCAAACCACAGAUGUAAACGAUUUGAGAGAGACCUCAUCGGAAGUCAAAGACUUAAUCAACAGAAAACAAGAACUGGAGAAGAGGAAGAAGAGUCAAGAUCUUCAUCGGCAGAGAGUAAUGAAAAUCUUAAGCCAAUCAGUGGUCAGCGUCCAUCUAGAGAUUCGACCGAAAUAUCUUGUACCAGACACCAAUUGUUUCAUCGACCACAUGACGAGCAUACAGAAUAUCGCGAAAUCUCAUACAUACACUGUCAUGGUGCCUAUCGUGGUGCUCAGUGAGCUGGAAGGUUUAAGUAAAGGAACACCCUCAACCAAAGUACGAGGAUUGUCCGUUCCCAACGCGGAGCAUGCCCAAAAAGUUGCUCAAGCAUCCCGCCUAGCCUUAGAUUUUUUGAAAAAACGCCAUCCGUCUGUCAAAUGCGUCACUACUCGUGGAGCUGUGUUGGCUUCUACCACCUUUAGUACAGAAGAUGACGCUACGUGGGAUAGUACUAUUACGAACGACGAUAAAAUUUUAACUACUGCUUUAGUCCUUUGCAAGAAUCAUAUGAAUCAACCGGAAGUUGUGGAGGGUGAACCCCGACAUUUGGUAAGAGAUGUGGUCUUGUUAACUGAAGAUAGAAAUUUGCGCGUCAAAGCUUAUGCACGCGAUGUUGCUGUUCGCGCGUUGCCAGAUUUCAUGCGUUGGGCUGGCUUAGGAUGAACUAUGAAUUGAGAGUGCGCAGUGGGGCUUAAGCCUACUAGGAUAUUCUGGAAUAAAUGUAGCUCAAGUACAAAAGAUUCGACAAAUAAAAUGGAAUCAGAAAGAUACAUGAACCGAAUUUCACUCCGCUAAGCAAAAUCAAAAAACAAUUUUUAUUUUUAAGCCAAUUACCGUUACGCCUAAUCGGCCAAUCGACUAUAGUUUUUAGCGGUUGCCCAUAUAACUUUUUACAUUAAAUAUUUAGUUAUUAUAUAUGUUGGUUUAAGUAUUAAAUACGGUAAGAACAUAACUGUAGUUUAUGACUUUUUAGUUGAUUUUUUAUAGUGCAUAUUUAACACAACGAAACGUAAAGCUAGAAAAAUAUCCUUUAACUUACACUAGUUUUAGCUAUCGUUACGGUAGAGGUUUUUUGUAGUUAAAAUGAUUAGAUUAAAUAUUGUGUAAAUAAACUUUAAAAAUUAUUAAAAAUAUAGUUAGAAUUUUGACUGACGUUACUGUAUAAAGCAAAAGAUAGGAAAUUAUAAAUACGACUAACCAAAUAUAGAUUUAAGUAUGUUUUCUUUUUGAAACUAAAUAUCAUCAUUGACUGAUACUGAGACUUAAAUUUGAGGGAAUGUUCAAGUUAUUAAUAAUAAUAGUGUUUGUAAUUUGGAAAAAAAAAAAAAUUAGCGGAGUCAAGUUCAAUAUUCGCUUGCCAAAAUAAAGUUAUUUUUUAAGCUUUACGUUGCACAUAAGUUUGGUGCCAUUUCGCAUUAUUUUCUUUUUAUAUUGUAGCCUUUAUACAUUAUAUUUUAUAUUUUUUUUGUCAUUGAUUCCUAUUAUUUAUACAUUUUAACGAUGUAAUUUUAGUGUACAUUUAUUAUUUACUGUACUUAUUUUUAGCUAGUUACUUUUAAUCAUCUUUUUUUAUUUCCUUUUAUUCGUGAUAUCAAUUUGGACCUUUUUGUGUUGUUUUGUGGAUCAUUAGAUAACACCAAGUCGCAGGUUUACUUACAAGCAAAGCACCUUGAAUAUUUUAUGUAUUAUUUAAAAUUAAUUCGAAAUUCAAAUAUACAUCACAAAUUAUUUGAUUUAUUGUGAUAUAUGUGCAGUUUUUGAAUGUGAUUUAUUACAUUGGAAUUUUUAGUACUACUUUUAAACAUGAUUUUUUUAAUUUAUUGCAAGAUACAUUUAUUGUUUGAUAAUUUUAAUUGUUGUAAUAUAGAGAUCUAUUUAUAAUAUUAAAUCCAAUAUUUGCAAGAAGGAAUUGAAUUACAAUUAUCACCAGAAAUUAUGAAAUAACGGUAAUAAUGUGAAUACAUUAUUUGUUAAUAUUAAUA